Messenger RNA from Bradysia coprophila, 1071 nucleotides. RefSeq names its product apolipoprotein D-like. Lineage: Eukaryota; Metazoa; Arthropoda; Insecta; Diptera; Sciaridae. Gene Ontology annotation, molecular function: pigment binding. The record is from RefSeq and is a predicted model, not a curated record. Gene Ontology annotation, biological process: response to reactive oxygen species; lipid metabolic process. Gene Ontology annotation, cellular component: cytoplasm.
AAAUCGAUCAGUGAUCAUAUUGUCCAAAUCUGGAUCGGAAGUAGUUUCAAGUGUUUCGUUUCUUCGGUUAAAAAUUCGUUUUGAAUUCAAAUCAUUUGCAUACAAACGUUUUGUGUUGAUUGUUUCGUUUAAAAAAAAAACUUUUAUUUUUUCGACGUUUUUUUUCCGACGAAUUUCUUUAGCUUUAUGUGAUUAGAAGAAAGUGAUAUGACGCUGACGGUAUACAAACAAAUUCUUAUUGGGCUGAUUUAUUUAAGCUCAAUUGCAAAAUGCCAAAUACCAUCGUUCGGCGGCUGUCCCGUAUACCAGCCGAUGGCCAACUUUGAUAAAGACCGAUUUUUGGGCACCUGGUAUGAGGUGGAACGAUAUUUUACGGUCACAGAAUUGGCAUCUCGCUGUAUCGCAGCCACAUACGAACGGAGAGCUGAUGGGAAAAUAUGGGUGAACAAUGUGAUCACGAAUCGAUUCACAAACGUUCAACGAAUUAUCUCUGGUACGAUGAAACUGACCGGGGUUGGUGGCGAAGCAAAGUACGCUAUCCAUUACACAACUCUACCGGUGAAUUACGACACCACAAUGAUCGUAUUGGAUACGGAUUAUAAAAACUAUGCGGUAAUUUGGUCGUGUAAUGGAAUCGGACCGGUUGGGCAUACAGAAUCAGCAUGGCUGAUGAUGAGAGAACGAAGACCGCCGGGUCCAGUAUUACAACGAGCUUACGGUGUCUUGGAUAAAUAUCAAAUCUCUCGCACAUUCUUCCUGAAAACGGAUCAAAAUAAUUGCGAAACUGUUCCUCCAGCUCAGGAAGCGUAUGAUCCAACAACCGAAAUUCCACAGGAUGAAGUCAACGAAGAUCGCAAGAAAUCGAACUACGAUCAGGGCAGUAAUUCAACAGUCACAGACGAUUAUGUGACGCCGGAAGCGAAUUCGCAGGACAAUGCUCCGAAUCAAGUUUAAGUAGAGCAUGCUAAGUUGGUAAAUUAUUAUUUAUUUGAUCGAGUGACAAUCAUUGUUGUAAUACCUUUGUUCAAUCAUUCCGAGGAAUUUUGAAUAUAGAGACGAGGUUCUGCUUCA